GCCCUGAACGAGUUGGACGAGGCAAGCUGGUGAAGAGCUUGGGGCAGAAGAAGCGCUCCCGACGUCUUGUGCGACACGGGCUCCUCAUCCUCAAGGACUAUGUUAAAGAGGGCGGCCAUGUCGUGUGGGAAUGGCCACAACACAAUGCUGCUUGGAAGUCCGAUGAGGUGAUCCUUCAUGGCUGCCAGUUUGGGCUGAACGCAGCCGACAGUGGACAUCAUGUGCACUCUGUGGUGGUUGGAACCCCGGAUCUUCGGAAGACGGCCCUUUACACUGCAGAGUUCUGCCGGGCUGUGGCCAAGUGUUUGUUGGAAGCUCCCUUGCCUGGCGUGGUGUUUGGCAUGUCCGACGUGAAUGUUGGCCUCUCCUGCCUGGAGACUAUGACAGAGGGCGAGCUUGAAAGUGACUUUGUUGAAGUUGCACCGGCGCUGUGGACAUCCUGGACGAUGAAAGCUCCUGUGCCACAAGUGUCUCUGGAGAAAGAAGAGGUUCUAUGGCGCACUGUCCAGAUGGAUGCUUUCUACUUCCGACAUGAAGGGCAGGUACACCACUUCAUCCUCUUCAUGGACGAGGCCUCCUCCUUUGCGGUGGUUUCCGAGAUCCUCGCUCAUGACGCCGAGGAGGGCGCCAACAUUAACACCGAAGAGGCGAUUGAUGCCUUGGAGCAGGCUUGGGUCCAGUACUUGGGGUAUUUCCAGAGACUUCGUUGUGACCUGGAGACUGCUUUCGCGGCCGUGGCCUCGAGGACUACACCGCUUGAAGGGGCAUCGACCUCCAACAAGUUCCAGCUGAGCAUCGCGAAAGUACUGGCGAUGUGGAAAGAGGAGAUGAAGGCGAAGGAUAAGAUCUCGCGGGCGCUGAACACCCGAUCGGUUCCUGCGACAAACUUUGUGCCGGGCGACCUCGUGUACUACCAGCGCUACAAGGUUCCUGCAGACCGACCUGCUCAUGAAGUUGUGGACGUGCCACGUCUCCGUGUAUGCCGAUGGUAUGGCCCUGGACGUGUCCUGGCGGUGGAGACGAAGGUCAUGGAGCACGGCACGAUCCGGACCCCAACACGGGUGGUUUGGAUAGUCUGUCAAGGGAGACUGAGGAAGGUGCGUGGCGGUCAACUUCGCCACGCAAGCGAGACCGAGAAAGACAUCGCGAACGCCAACACUGCGCUCACUUUGCCCUGGACGUUUACAACUGUGGUUGGUCUUCUGGAGAAAGGCACUUACGACGACUACACCAACGAGGAGGAGCUGGAGUUGAGCUCGUUCCGUUCCUACCUGCUCUCUGGCAACCACCUCCAGUUCCUAGACCUCCUGGAGAACCUCGUGGUGAAGCUUCUAGUGCUUCUCUACGCCAACCAGCUCCAGUUCCUAGACCUUCUGGAGAACCUCGUGGUGAAGAGCUCGGUGCUGCUAGACUUCCAAAGUCAUCGGAGCGUGGCUGGCUCUUUGCCCCGAGAAGGAGACGCUCGUUUGACUUGUGGAACGAGAACCAUGUACGUGGACAACAGCGAGAUGGCGGACCUUGUGGGUUGGUGCAACGACCUCCACAACGACUUUGCCUUCGGCAUCGAACUGGAUAUGCCAUCGUCGGGACAGGAAUGGAAACAAAUCCUCAAGAACCCGGCAAAGUUCACCGCCAAAAGCCUUCAUAAAGGUGCCGAAGUCUCGUGGGCGAAGCUUUCCGAAAAGCAAAAGAAGGCAAUGGCAGCUGCAAAGAACCUCGAGAUAGAAGCCUGUUUUAAAGAGCUUGUCUGCGAGAAACACAGAGGGGUGGUUCCGGCUUCCCGCCUCAUGAAAAUGAGGUGGGUUUUGACCUUCAAAGGUCUCGAUCAGAGCCCUUCCAAGAUGAAAGCGAAAGCGCGGCAGACGCCAAAAGUGCCUUCUUGCAAGGCUCUCGUUCCGGUCCCGGAGCUUUCUCAAGCCUUAGCGAUCGCUCCAGGGCAGGCCGUGCGAGUCAAGGCGGACUACUGCCUGCAGCUGAAGCAGAUCGAUAUUGAGGAUCAGCCUGCCAUUACUGAUGGCGAAAGAGCCCAGGCCAGGGCGUUGCUGGGCGCCGUACAAUGGCGCGUUCAGCAAACCGCUCCCCAGCAUGCUGCGAAGCUCUCGUGGCUCCAGUCAGCCCUUCCGCAAGGAGGAAAGGAUGUCUUGCGUGGCGUCAACAAGCUGUGUCGAGAAGUCUUUGCCCAACGAGAGGUGUCCGUCUCUGUGCAGAACCUGGAGCCCCAGUCCCUUCACGAGCUGGUGAUGGUGGCGUGGACCGACGCGGCGGUCGCCCGUGAACGUGGUUGCCUGGCGUUCUGCAAAGCUGCCGAGUCGCCCGGAGCUCCCUUUCGGUGUGUCGCCUGCAGUGGGCUGAGCUUCUUGGACACUAACCUGACCUUCGAGUUCCUUGGCG
Messenger RNA from Symbiodinium pilosum, 2391 nucleotides. The record is from the annotation of a GenBank genome assembly. Lineage: Eukaryota; Dinophyceae; Suessiales; Symbiodiniaceae.